This is a messenger RNA of Tarenaya hassleriana, 2420 nucleotides long. RefSeq names its product hydroxymethylglutaryl-CoA lyase, mitochondrial. Gene Ontology annotation, molecular function: hydroxymethylglutaryl-CoA lyase activity. The record is from RefSeq and is a predicted model, not a curated record. Lineage: Eukaryota; Viridiplantae; Streptophyta; Magnoliopsida; Brassicales; Cleomaceae. Gene Ontology annotation, biological process: ketone body biosynthetic process; L-leucine catabolic process. Gene Ontology annotation, cellular component: mitochondrion.
ACCACCCACAGCCUCCGAGGUUGUCUUUCCGGCCGCCGGAGAAAUGUCGAUUCUUGACCUCCCCGAGCUUGCCCUCCGUUGCAUUCUCGAUCGGCUUCCUCCGUCUGGGCUCUGCAGCAUGGUCGGGGUUUGCAGCUCCUUGAGAGAGAGAUGUGUGAGUGAUCAUCUCUGGCAGAAGCAUCUGAAGAUGAAAUGGGGCAAAUUCCUUGGCCCUUCUGCUCAUAGAGAGUGGCAACGGUAUAUUGCUUCGAGGAACAAUCUUGGGUUUGUUGAUAAACAAACUGGGCAUCGAAGGUUUGUCAAAUUGGUUUCUUUGUUUUGGCCGAUUUCCUCGAUUUUUUUAUCCAAAGUUGUGGAUAGUCACAAUUUCAAUUGAUCUGGAGAUGAAAACAAGCAGAGAAAACAGAGUUCUGUUUCUUUGCCUGUUGAUUCCAUCAUGAAUUUGUACCUUGCCCUCGAAACCGACCGUUUUUGGUUCCCGGCACAAGUGUUCAACCGCGAGGUAGUGAUAGAAACGUUUCUUGCUGCGCAAGUUUCAAAUUCUCCAAAUGUUUAUAUUUUGUGGAUUUGAUGGGCAAAUCUUAAGUCGAAACUCUGUUUGUGGUACCUCUAUGUUAUGCAGAAUGGGCAUGUAGGGUUCAUGUUGUCAUGUUAUGACGCCGAGCUCAGCUACGAUCCUCACACGGAUACAUUUGAAGCCAGAUAUACUCCACAUGGUAGGAGAGUGGUCGCAGUAGAAAAGGGUGUGACGUGGGAGAGGCUAAGAGCACCACCACUUGAUACAUCUCCACAUCAUCUUCAUGUCUCGGAUUGUCUAAACGAGUUGAAGCCCGGAGAUCACAUCGAGAUCCAAUGGAGAGACGGAACAAAGAGUUCCCAUAUGGAUGGUGGUAUGGAGUUGAAUCGUGUGAUGGGAAUGAGAAUCACUGCCAUUGCCAUCUGAGCGUCUCGCACUUUGCAGCCAUGUCAAGUUUGGAGGAGCCACUUGGUUUUGACAAGCUGCCAAGAAUGACCACAGAUAGAAUCCAGAGAUUUUCAUCUGGUGCUUGUCGUCCCAUGGCUGAUGAUUUGGGCAUGGGAGGCUGCUGGAAUGAGGGAAGUGAUUGCUUCACUUCAAACAAUUGCAAUGAUGAUGAUGAAGAUUGUGGUAGAAAAGGUUUUCCUUGGAGAAGACAUACCAGGAAAAUGUCUGAAGAAGAGCUCAUCCUUCUAAGGACUUCAACUUUGGGAAGAUAUUAUACCACUUCUCAAACUUUAUGGGAAAACCAAUACUUGCAGGAUCAUAAAUAUAGUACCAUUAGCAAUGAGAGGAGCAUACACCAUUCAACUAACAAGAUUUUUGUAGAUGUACAAGAAUUUGUGAAGAUUGUGGAAGUUGGUCCAAGAGACGGUCUACAGAAUGAGAAAAAUAUAGCGACAUCUGUUAAGGUUGAACUAAUUCAGAGAUUGGUUUCUUCUGGAUUGCCUGCGGUUGAGGCAACAAGUUUCGUAUCACCUAAGUGGGUUCCCCAGCUUGCUGAUGCAACGGAUGUAUUGGCUGCAGUCAGGACACUAGAUGGCGCUAGGCUACCUGUUCUGACACCCAAUCUAAAAGGUUUCGACGCAGCUGUCGCUGCAGGGGCUAAGGAAGUUGCUGUCUUUGCAUCAGCUUCUGAGUCAUUCUCAAGGUCGAACAUCAAUUGCACCAUUGAAGAGAGUCUCUCUCGGUAUCAUGUUGUUGCCAAUGCUGCGAAAGAGCGUUCAAUUCCUGUCCGUGGGUAUGUAUCUUGUGCUGUUGGGUGUCCAGAGGAGGGAGCUGUUCCCCCCACAAAAGUGGUUUAUGUGGCAAAAAAACUCUACGAUAUGGGCUGCUUCGAGAUUUCUCUCGGCGAUACAAUUGGAGUUGGUACGCCAGGUACUGUGGUUGCCAUGCUUGAAGCUGUCAUGGAAGUUGUGCCUGCCGACAAGCUCGCUGUUCAUUUCCACGACACUUAUGGGCAAGCUCUUGCAAACAUUCUGAUUUCUCUCCAAAUGGGGAUACGGAUAGUGGACUCAUCGGUUGCGGGAUUAGGAGGGUGCCCUUACGCGAAAGGAGCAUCAGGAAACGUAGCAAUGGAAGACGUGGUUUACAUGAUGAAUGGUCUAGGCAUCCAAACCAAUGUAGACUUGGGGAAGCUCUUGUCCGCUGGAAAAUUCAUCUGCAACCAUCUCGGCCGCCCCUCUGGUUCCAAAGCCGCCUUUGCCCUCAUCACAGCCGAUUCUUCCAAUAUAUGAUAACCUAUGUAUGUAUGUAUGUAUGUAUGUAUGUAUGUAUGUAUGUAUGUAUGUAUGUAUGUAUGUAUGUAUGUAUGUAUGUAUGUAUAUAUGUACGUAUGUAUGUAGUAUAGAGUAAUAGUUGUCUUAUCGGCACCGAACUAUAAAUCUAGAUAUAUCUUGGAUUU